AGCGGAAGCGCUGGUCGGGGGGCGUUCUCUCUAGUCCCGGGCGCGAGUCCCAGACGCUGCGCAUGGAGGCGUCCAGCGAGCCGCCGCUGGAUGCUAAGUCCGAGGUCACCAACCAGGUGAGUGAAGCGGCCGCACCGCCCUGUCUUCCGCCAGCCCGCCUCCCACGGCCGCGAGACCGUGCCACCCUGAGCCUUCCCCAGCUUGUAGAUUUUCAGUGGAAACUGGGUAUGGCUGUGAGCUCAGACACUUGCAGAUCUCUUAAGUAUCCUUAUGUUGCAGUGAUGCUAAAAGUGGCAGAUCAUUCAGGCCAAGUAAAGACCAAGUGCUUUGAAAUGACGAUUCCACAGUUUCAGAAUUUCUACAGACAGUUCAAGGAAAUUGCUGCAGUUAUUGAAACGGUGUGAAGACGGAUUCUUUGGUUGAUAAAUUACUAUCAUUCUAAAGUCAUGGACUUCACUUUCUGCAACAAAACCAAAUAAGGAUAGAACAUUUAUUGAAUGGAAAAUGCACUUUUGUUUUUCCAUUUUUUUAAAUAAUAAAAAUCAGGCAAACAGGAA
This is a messenger RNA of Symphalangus syndactylus (siamang), 557 nucleotides long. It is a transcript of the gene COMMD6, whose product is annotated as COMM domain containing 6. Gene Ontology annotation, molecular function: NF-kappaB binding. The record is from RefSeq and is a predicted model, not a curated record. Lineage: Eukaryota; Metazoa; Chordata; Mammalia; Primates; Hylobatidae.